Mizuhopecten yessoensis (Yesso scallop) is the source of this 1243-nucleotide messenger RNA. RefSeq names its product inactive pancreatic lipase-related protein 1-like. Bases 126 to 1187 code for a protein of 353 amino acids. The transcript has 7 exons. Gene Ontology annotation, molecular function: triacylglycerol lipase activity. Lineage: Eukaryota; Metazoa; Mollusca; Bivalvia; Pectinida; Pectinidae. Gene Ontology annotation, biological process: lipid metabolic process. The record is from RefSeq and is a predicted model, not a curated record.
AUACUCACGCCACUCUGGUUGUCGUAUACACACGCACCCGUAACCUUCCCACCUCACUCUGCACUGUGCUGUCGUCGGAGCAGGACUGACCUUUCCAAGCCUCUGGUGUGAAGACCACGUUUACAAUGGCGGCGUUUCUGAGAUUGCUUUCUCUCUUCAUUCUGAGCAAAAUCACGACAGGGUUCCUGUUUACAAGACAGGUUUGCUAUCAACACAUCGGUUGUUUUAGUAACGCCAGACCUUUUCGCAAUGCAAAGGGAUAUCUACCAGAACCUCCGGACCAUAUUCAGACAAAUUUCUUGCUUUAUACGCGACAAAAUACCACGCAUGCAAAAUCCCUAGAUCCUUACAACAACGCAACUGUCACAGGAAGCCACUUCGAUAGCGCCAAGAAUACCAAAGUCAUUAUUCACGGUUAUCGAGAUAGCGGACAUUCACAUUGGAUGCAACAAAUGGUCCAAGUGUUUUUGAACACGGAGGACGUUAACGUGAUUGCGGUAGACUGGUCGUUAGGAGCUGACAACAUCAACUACAUUAAGUCGGCCGCUAAUACUCGCGUAGUGGGCGCCACAACAGCUAAACUUCUGGAGCAGCUCCAUCACACGACCGGGCUUUCUUACAGUCGUGUCCACUUAAUAGGGCACAGUCUUGGAUCCCAUAUAGCUGGGUACGCUGGGAGGCGUGUUCACGGCAUUGGGAGGAUCACAGGUCUAGAUCCUGCUGGCCCGCUUUUCGAGAACUUUGAUGCUCAAGUGAGACUGGACCCAACUGAUGCGUCUUUUGUGGACGUCAUUCAUAGCGAUUCUGACUCUCUUUCGAAACUAGGUUUUGGUUUGGACAAAGCGCUUGGGCAUGCCGAUUUUUAUCCCAAUGGCGGCGAGAAACAACCCGGAUGUUCACAGGAAGAUGUCAAUCAUUGGUUUUUCCUGAUAGCCCUGCAGAUUGAGCAAUUCACAGACACCGUUGCCUGUAGUCACAUGAGGGCAAUAGCCUUAUUCACGGAGUCCAUUCCGACAUCCGGAUGCUCGUUUACAGCAUACCCAUGCCAAAGCAAGGCAGACUAUGACGCCGGAAGAUGUCAUUCAUGUGACCAAGGGUGUUCCGAAAUGGGUUACCAUGCCGACAAGUAUAGUGCUCAUGGAAAAUUCUACUUGUCAACCACAGGAAGUCCGCCAUUUUGCCAAUGAAAGCACACUUUGUUUUAAACCUUUUAACAUUCGUUUUAAUAAAAAUUAAACAAUUA